AUGGGCCAUCAUAUGCUAUGCACUUUUGCUGCUUCAGAAAAUGCCACCUUCUGCCACCAUCAUCAUGCAACUCAGAAAUCCAUAUCAAGCAAUCCUGUUUCCUCAUUGAUCGAUGAGAUAUGCCAUAUCCAUCAUCAGUUAAGCCAAAUCGAUUGCUUGGUACCCGGUGAUCAUGUAAACGCACUCUUCACAAAGCUAGUUACUAUUUGCACCUUUCAGUAUGAUAACAACACGGUCAAUACUGUACUCAAUGAUGCCCAUAUCAUUCCAUUGAUUCCUGCAUUGCGUGCCAUGGCCUCUCAAGGUGAGUACUUGCUGGAGCUUACAUGGGCAAAAGAGCUGUCCAAGGAGCUUUGUCCCAAGCUGUCGAGAUUUGUAUACCACCAAAACUAUGUCGAUUUGGUCAAACUGGAACUUCAUGCUCUUCAUGGUGUGAAUGCUGUAUUAAACACAAUUGUGUUCAUUGGUAGCGGCCCUCUUCCCUUGUCUCCCAUCAUGAUGUAUCAGGAACUAUCAAAAACUACAAACCCCAAUGUGAUGAUGCACAACAUUGAUCGAGAUGAAGCGUCUAUUACUGUUUCCAAUACGCUACUAUCAAAACUUGGUAUCGAUCAUGGGUUCAAGCAGCACGUUAUGGACGCCACGGAUUAUUCUGACUUUGCAGAUGCGGAUCUAGUUGUCCUGGGUGCACUCGUGGGUCAAGAUGUACAAGAAAAGAUGGAAUUUUUGGCUCAUAUAGGGAAUAGCAUGAAACAAGGAUCCUAUCUCAUGGCUCGUAGUGCUCACUCUUUGCGCAAAUUGCUGUACCCCUCUGUAGAGCCGUAUCAAGUAAACGCUUGUGGAUUUGAAACGGCUGUCGUCUUGCAUCCAUACAACGAUGUUGUAAAUUCUGUCCUGAUUGCAAAAAAGUGUUGA
Molecule: messenger RNA, 915 nt
Organism: Mucor velutinosus
Lineage: Eukaryota; Fungi; Mucoromycota; Mucoromycetes; Mucorales; Mucoraceae
Exons: 1
Coding region: 1-915 (304 amino acids)
Biological process (GO): nicotianamine biosynthetic process
Molecular function (GO): nicotianamine synthase activity
Source: RefSeq, a predicted model, not a curated record